AAGCUCCGCAGCGAGCAUCGCCUCAACCGAGUGGCACACAUCUUCCUACUUAGAACCCCAUCCCCGUCUCACCGAGACCACAACCAGAGAUGAUACUCGACUCUGAGGAUCUUCCGCCCCCUUACACACCUCUCCCGACCCCCGGCGGGGAGCAGACGCUGUCGUACGGCCCCACUCGCCCGUUCCAGAAUGCGCAGCAACAGGAACAGCAGGAGCGGGCCGGGGGUGGGAUGCGUGCGUGGCUCGAGCGGUCGAGGGGCGCGCAGACGCUCGCAAGAGGCAUUGGCACGAGUUUGGGCGCCGGGCGAGGGAGAGGACGAGGACGAGGGACGGUGGAUCGGAGCAGAGGAUGGGACAGCGCGAGGAGGGAACGCCGGCACUCCGUCCCUGCAUCUACACCCGCACCGAGGCAUGCCAUACCUCGACGUGCCUUGGCUGGUUCCGCAACGAUGCGUACGCCCCCGCCACGGCAUCCUUCGCAACGCGCGCGCGAAGCACCACUACCGCCGCUCCCCGCCCGGUCGGCGCAGGAUUUUGCCACUCUUCCUUCCCGCAUGCCGCAAGCUGCCCACUCGGAUUUCGCGCAGGAGUUUUAUGCGGCGGGGACGGGGGAGAGUGUCGGGUUGCAGUUCGAGGCGAUGACGCUGGGCUCUGGGCCAGGGCCGAGUUCUGCGCAAGCGUCGACUUCGCGCACACCAUUGACUUCAUCUACGUCGUCGUCUGCACCGAUAGAUUCUGGCCUUCCCAGACCGACGACGACGCCUCAGGCGGGACACCCGCUACUUCACAAAGGGCAAAUCUUGUUCUAUCCUGCUGGGGUGCAGUGCAAGAAGUGUUACAACACUGGGUACCAGCGCUUUGACCCAUCGCGGCCAUGCAGCCGAUGCUGGCGCAACUACGGUCGGCCGUAUAGCGGCCCGCUCCUCCUCGCGUCUACAGGAGCGUUCGAUACACAUGCGGAUCCCUCAUCGUCCUCUUCUUCCAUCCAACGGCCACUGCCGACCAACUUCGGCUUGAGUGCCUCCGCAGGUGAAGGUGGAGCGGGCGGAGAUCCUGCGUUAGAGCCGACCGCAAUGCCUCAGCACGGGCAUCCGCUGAUGCAUAAGAACAAGGUCCUGUGGUAUCCGUCGGGUUAUACAUGUGAUAAGUGCUUCAACACUGGCUUCAAGCGCUUCAAUCCCUCGAAGCCGUGCUCCCGGUGCUGGAAGGCAUUUGGGCGGGGCACCGAGCUCGAGCACUCUGCAUCAUUCUGGGCUGCCCAGGGCUUGGUCUUUCAGCGGCCGUUGUCGAGUAACAGCGCGAUGGGAUAUCCUGUGGCCGACGCCUCCUCGCCUUCCACGCCAGGGCCUUCGUCAUCGUCUGCCUUCCUCGCGGCGCCGACAACUUCCCGACGGCUGAGUGCGCCCGCCGGAGGCUGGGAGGAUGCCAAGUUUCCUCGCUCAGCACAGUACGUCUGAUGGCCAACCUGUGGUCCUGGUCACAGAUGGAUGCUUGUUGUAUCUGAGUCUUCGAUUCCACAUGUGAACUGGCUCGCCCUUGGCACCUGGAAUGUUUCAUGCGCCAUCUUCGUCGCGUACUAGUUGUAGAUGUAUUCAGAUGUACACCGUUUCAUUGUAUGCACACCCAUAUGUAACAAAGCUCACUUUGCACGGAUUGCCAGUAUAGAACUUGUUUUACCAAUCACGUGACGCCGAAGGCCUUCACUCAUUGCCCACUUGAAUCUGCUCUGUACCUGAUCAUGAGAACGCCUAAAUGCAUAUCUCCGCCUUCCUCAGCUCUCAUGCCUCACUCCGUCUCCGGCUGUGGGCGGAAGGGCAGUGAUACCCACCCAAGCAACGGACCCACGUCAUGAUUGCGCAGUCAUGAUCCAGAUCCUUGUUUCAAGCCCAGCAAGAAACGGAGAAGUUGCCUCUAAAGGGAUUGGAUGAACAUUAAUAAGGCAUGCCGUGAGCACUGCCCGCGGAUGGUUUUGCCAUUCAUCCAUCUAUUAUGUACACGGGCAAGCCCUUCUUUCCGCCCAUCCCACCACCGCACAGUAUGAUCAUUCCCAAAGACGAACUCGGGGAGAAGACUCGCCGACUCGACGACGCGGAGCUAGAACAUGACGACACACCUCCGCCGUACACCUUACUCCCCGCUGCAAGCACGAGCGUGAUCCCCAACGCGCCUGUGCCCUCCAGCUUUGUAUCCCCGCCACCUCCUGCAAGUGCGGAUGACGAUGAAGAUGAAGAUGACAAGGCGGGAGUCAUACGGGGGCCAACACCACCUCCGUUGGCACCCGGCGUCGGGCAUGCGCAGUGGCUGCGCCCAAUGGACUCGAGUCUCACGCUGGCCUCGUCGUCGUCGUCGACUGCGCCUGCGCCAGCGACUGCGCGACCGACUACGACCCCGCAGGCGGGGCAUCCACUGCUGCACAAGGGGCAGGUCCUGUUCUACCCCGCCGGCGUGCGGUGCAAAAAGUGCUACAACACGGGCUACCAGCGGUUCGACCCCGCGCGGCCCUGUGCGAAAUGCUGGCGGCAGUACGGACACACGUACGCUGGGCCCCUCUUGGCUGCGUUCGACUUGGCGUCCGCGUCCGCUUUGGCGAGCCCAUCCGACACGCCGAACGCAGAAUCAUCGGUUCAGCGGCCCCUCCCUGAGAACUUUGCUCUGAUUGUCACCGACACAACGGACGGUGCCGAUCCCGCGCUCGAGCCCACGGCGCGGCCGCAGCAUGGGCAUCCGCUGAUGUACAAGAAGAAGGUGCUGUUCUACCCCGCGGACCACACCUGUCCCAAAUGCUGCAACACCGGCUACAAGGGUUUCAGGCCGUCCAAGCCGUGUUCUGGGUGCUGGAAGACCUACGGCCGGGUGCUGGACGGGGAUCUGCUCGGCCUCGCGCCGUCUCCGGCGGCCUGGGCCGAGAGCCAGGGCCUGGUGCUGCAGCGCCCUUUGACGAGCAACAACCUGAGCAGAGCGGACUCGCUGGGCGUGAUCGACACGGCAGCGGAUGCUGAGGACCAGUCGGACUACCACCCGUCCCAACCGCCCUCGCCCCAUCGGAGUCUGUCGGCCCCGGAUCCGAGAGCGGCGUAUGCGGCGUCGGCAGAGUUCUCGCGUUCUACGUCGUCGUUUGCUGGCAGUGCGAAGAUGGGCGGGUGGAACAAGGGGAAGGGCUCGUAGCAUGGCGAGUCUGCACUGUGAGGAGUUACGUGCUGCAACGGAAGUCAAGUGGACAUUUGGAUAGAGUAGGAUUGUAUUUACCAAGGACCUAUUCCCUAUCUUCAGGACACCAAUAACAGAUACAGUACAUGGAACAUGCAUCCCAAAAGUUCCCGCAGUCACCCAAAAACACGAUAAGAGUUGUGAUUUGAUUUGAUGCUCACUUUUCAUAUAGAUAUUACACCUUAUGCUGA
Molecule: messenger RNA, 3398 nt
Organism: Mycena citricolor
Lineage: Eukaryota; Fungi; Basidiomycota; Agaricomycetes; Agaricales; Mycenaceae
Source: the annotation of a GenBank genome assembly